This is a messenger RNA of Suhomyces tanzawaensis NRRL Y-17324, 1608 nucleotides long. RefSeq lists its product as uncharacterized. The coding region runs from base 1 to 1608 and encodes 535 amino acids. NCBI's taxonomy places the organism in Eukaryota, Fungi, Ascomycota, Pichiomycetes, Serinales, Debaryomycetaceae. The record is from RefSeq and is a predicted model, not a curated record. The transcript has a single exon.
AUGUCGUUCACCUUCCACACCACAUCUGACCCCGCCAAAAUCCGCCAGGUUUACGCGGUCUGCGGCACCGAGUGGGGCUCCGAGAUCUUUACCCCAGAUGAGUUUGGCGACGCAGAACUUGUCAGACACAAAUACACCUUGGACCAAGGCAGUCCCGUCCAGGUGUUUUACUUGGAGGACCAGCACGGAAAAAUCGUGGCCUCCACCGCCUUGACCCAGUCCAAGGGCUUCUACAAGGAUGCUGAUCGCUCGCACGCCAUCUCGUCCAUUCCAGACCCUGCGCUGUUUGGAGUGAAGAAUGUACACUUUCUCGUCAUUGGCUACGUGUUCACGUUAAAGGAGCACCGUGGCAACGGCUUGGCCACUCUUCUCGUGGGCAAGGCCAUUGAGCACACCGAAAACGCCAUAAUCUCGCAAAAAAUUGCAGAAAGCGACCCCGCCAAAAAUGACAGCUUUAAGAACAUGGUCACCAGCGAUGGCCAGGUCGAUCGCCAAUUGGCCAACUACUACUUGGGAAAACAGUACUUCUGGGUGUUGUACUCGGCUGUGGGCAACUACUACGAGAAGUUCGGUUUCAAGGGAUACCCUCUCGAUUUCUACAAGGUGCCCCUCAGUGUAGCCGGUCCCGACCAGGAGCGCUUGAUCGAGCAAUUGCUCCACCUGAACAACGCCCCCACCCAGGAGACAGUGGGUAAGAAGUUGAGAUUACUCCACGGAUCCAAUCCUGCAGACCAGGAGUUGAUCCAGUAUAUCUUGCAAGGCAAGGAGUUGGAGAUCAUGACGGAACUCAACAAGCUCAUCACCCACAGCGAGUUACAGGGCGACCGUCGCUCAUCGUCGUCGUUGGCCAACUUGUCAGACAUGCUUUACUCCAGAAGAGGUUCCAGUGCCACUGGGCUCUCUGGCAUCACCGAGGACGUGGGGCAUUCUGCCCCACGCAGACAGUCCUCGAUGGUCACCUCUACCAUCCCCAAGGUCUCCAUCAAGCCGUCUUAUGCUCACUACAGGGGUCACCACUUAGUUAGCAUGAUCGCUGCCGAGAAACUCCCCCACAAAGAGGCUUCCACAAAAUGGUUUGACGUCAACGGAGCCAUAUUCACCAACGAGUUGCAGCACAAGUCGUACUACAUCCUCUGGCACACUUUGAUGGGCAAGACGUUUUUUGUUUUGGGCAUGGGCGAGUUGUCGUUCGAGCCAGUAGGUGUCUUGGGUGGUCCCGCCGCGGGUGGCCGCCGUCGUGGGUCCUCGUUCACUGGCUUGAACGAGUUGGGUGGCCACAACUUUCAAGACUUGGACAUCUUAUUGAGUGUCGCCUGCCAUGUUGCACGUCAACGCCAUACCAGACACGAUUCUGUGGUUGUUUCCACGAACGACUUGCCCUCGCACAUUCCUGGGCCCGUUCUUCACGACUACUUCUUAAACUACUUGCCCAAAAACUUCGAAAAUGUGCACGAGCCAGGGGCCGAAGCCGAUCCCAAGUCGAAGGUGGAGUUCAUCACCGAUGCUCCCACAAAACUCUUGGUCUUGCCAAUGUUGAAGAAGUUUGGCUCCAACUCGCCGGAAUUCGACUUGGACUGGAAUACAAAUAGUAUGUUGUCGUGGGGCUGA